Messenger RNA from Somion occarium, 1483 nucleotides. NCBI's taxonomy places the organism in Eukaryota, Fungi, Basidiomycota, Agaricomycetes, Polyporales, Cerrenaceae. The record is from the annotation of a GenBank genome assembly.
ACUACUAAGGCAAGAAUUUUCAUCCAUGUUGUAUGCGGCCAUUUCUUUCACGCUUGGAUAACUCCCACCACUCACAUCCACAUCACCAUUACUAUCUCUUGUUUUGAGACUUUGACUAGACCUAUUCUGACUGAAGCCGUCGCUUUGAUAGAAACUGCCACUAUACCCCUUGCACCAUCCCAUCAAAAAUGUCACAUAUCGAGUCUCGCCGCCGCCGACACUCUGUGAUCAGCCCUGUAGCUAUGUCUUCUGCAGCAGCAGCAGCCAUUUCAGAAUCUGAUGCUAUUCCACGACCCAAGUCCACCCCUGUGGACGAACGGAUACUACAAAACAGCCAUGACGAUCACCUCCUUGAUUCGGAAACGGAAGAAAAAGAUGAAAUGGACGUAGACGAGAACGCGGCCCAUCCAUCCGACCCUCUUUCCUCUUCCCAACUCCCUGCUGGAUCCUCUUCAAAAGUCAACGGAUCGUCUGCUGCAGACCGUCCGACCAAACCAUUGCCUUCCAACAAGUCAAGGAAAAUGGCACAGAAUGGUUCUCUGCUUACCAACCCACACAUGCUCCCUGUCCAGGCUCAUGUACCGAAAGGAGGCGUGAUCCAGAGCCAGAGACGGCUGUAUGUCAUUCUGGAGCAGGCGUGCUUGGAGGUGUACCGUGUCAGUACGGGUGGAAGGAGUAAAAAUGGACGGGAAGGUGAUGUCAAGUAUGCCCUUUUGAACUGUGACGAUCAUCAGGGUAUACUUGCGAAAACUGGACGAGAUAUCGCGGAUGCUCGGCCGGAUAUCACUCAUCAGUGUCUCCUCACUUUGCUCGAUUCGCCGCUGAAUAAAGCCGGCCGUCUGCAAGUGUACAUUCAUACCGCAAAAGGGGUCCUCAUUGAGGUCAAUCCCCAUGUGAGGAUACCUCGUACAUUCAAGCGAUUCAGCGGGUUGAUGGUGCAAUUGCUUCACAAACUAUCGAUAAGAGGUGUAAACGGCCCAGAAAAGCUACUGAAAGUUAUCAAGAACCCGAUUACUGAUCAUUUACCACCCAAUACCAUCAAACUCACACUCUCUGGGGAUUCACCAACUAUGCGGCUGUCAAAAUACCUCCCUACGCUUCCUGAAACACACAACAUCGCUGUCUUUGUCGGAGCUAUGGCAAGAGGCAAGGAUGAUUUCGCCGACGGCGUGGUAGAUGAGAAAAUCAGUAUUAGCGACUAUCCAUUGAGUGCGUCGGUCGCAUGUGGCAAGGUACGCAGCCCUUUUUAUUUCUCUUGGCUGCAUCUGAUUCGUUGCCCUAGUUCUGUUGUGCGCUAGAAGAACUCUGGGACAUUGUCUAAACAACGGGGUAAAAGUAUAAUAUUUUCGGGGACUGCGCAGGGAUGGUCUUGUGCAUUUGUACUGUAUUGCUACUGUAUUCAACUACGUGAUACGUCGUUGUACCACUUUGUACAUCUUAAUCAACUAUAAGAUGAACAUGAUCAGUCAUUUUGAGGCAGAGG